AUGGACACCCUCUUCGUGGAGGAGGUGGCCGCCUCCCUGGUCAGGGAGUUCCUCAACAGAAAGGGCUUAAAGAAGACGUGUGUGAUCAUGGACCAGGAACGCCCACGCUCUGAUCUCAGCAUAAACAGCAGAAAUGAUCUCCGCAAGGUUUUGCAUCUCGAAUUUCUCUACAGGGAGAACAAGGCAAAAGAAAAUCCUCUAAAAACAAACCUUGAACUCAUGACCAGAUAUUUUCUGGAUCACUCUGGAAAAACAGAUAACAAUUUAACUCAAGAAACCCCGAUCCCUGCACUCUCAGUUCCAAAGAAAAUUAACAAAUUGCCGUUGAGAUGCUCAGAGACCAAGCUGGUAAAUAUAUAUGACCUUUCAGAUGAAGACACAGGAUGGAGAACAUCAAUGACAGAAACAGGCAAAGCCAGACAUGACAAUCUUGACGGGGAUGUCCUUGGUCAUCUUGUAUCAUCCAAAAGGCCCCACCACAAAAGCAAGCCCGUGCACUUGGUUGCAGGUGAAAGCCCCGCUUUGGUGUCUGCGUGGGAGAGGAUGGACAAGCUUCACUCUUCAGAGUCUUCCGUGGACAUGAAGAGGACAGGAGAGAAGACGAGGCCAAAGUCGGGUCUGAUCGUCCGAGGCAUGAUGGCUGGGCCCGUGGCCAGUUCCGCACAGGAUCCUUUACGAAAGCGCUCUCUGAGGAGGUCCCCAGCCCCCAGCAGCAAGACCCACGCCCAGGAGGAGGAGAGUGAGAAGGUGCCCGAGCUCUCCACCCAUACCCCAGCCUGUGCAGCCUCACAGAACAACUCAGCCUCCAGCAGAGGCUCAGUCUCCAGGAGCCCCCGGGGCCCGCCCAGUGAGCCAUCUAUGGAAAACUGCAAGGCCACUCCCAGCAGCCCUCCCCAGACUCCCCGCGCUGGACUGUCCCACUGGGACAAGACCAGACCAAGAGGUCUUUCAGAGGACAGCCCAGCAGAGAACGGUCCCAUCGAGGAGGAGAAAUCGCCCAUGAAGUUGUACCUGCCUGGUGGGUUUUCCAGGGUGACCCAGGAGAGGCUGGAAAGAGCAUUCAAGCGGCAGAGCAGCCAGCCCCCGCUUCUCAGGAAAAAUCAACCACUGGCGUCUGACAAGGUGGAUGAUGACCUGGGUGCCCUGCAGCUUGAGGAUGUGGAUGAUACAUUGAUAAAGGAAGAAGUCAUCCUGUCCCCAGCCCCAUCAGUACUCAAGCUGCAAGUAGCAUCAAAGCCAAUUGACCUCUCUGUAGCAAAGGACAUAAAGACCCUUCUGUUUGGUUCUUGCUUUUGCUGCUUCAAUGAAGAAUGGAAACUUCAGAGUUUUUCCUUCAGUGACACGGCUUCCUUAAAAUAUGGCAUUGUGCAGAACAAGGGCGGCCCCUGUGGGGUUCUGGCGGCCGUCCAGGGCUGCGUGCUGCAGAAACUCCUGUUUGAAGGCGAGAGCGGAGCCCGCUGCGCGCGGCAGCUGCAGCCUUCAGACACCCACAGGACCCGCUGCCUCACCCUGGCCAUUGCAGACAUCCUGUGGCGGGCUGGGGGCCGACAGAGAGCUGUGGUCGCGCUGUCUUCGGGAAGCGAGCAGUUCAGCCCGACUGGGAAAUACAAAGCCGACGGAGUCUUAGAAACACUCACACUGCACAGUCUGACCUGCUACGAGGAGCUGGUGACUUUCCUUCAGUACAGCAUUCAUCAGUUCCAAGCAGGCCCCUAUGGAUGCAUCCUGCUCACCCUGUCUGCCAUCCUGUCCAGGUCCCUGGAGCUGGUUCGCCAGGACUUUGAUGUUCCCACCACCCACCUGAUUGGAGCACACGGAUACUGCACACAGGAACUUGUCAAUCUGCUCCUGACUGGGAGAGCCGUGUCCAAUGUUUUCAACGACGUGGUGGAGCUGGAUUCUGGGAACGGGAACAUCACCCUCCUCCGGGGCAUUACAGCACGUAGCGAUAUUGGCUUCUUGUCCCUCUUUGAGCACUACAACGUGUGCCAGGUUGGCUGCUUCCUGAAGACCCCACGGUUCCCCAUCUGGGUAGUGUGCAGCGAGAGCCACUUCAGCGUCCUCUUCAGCCUGCAGAUGGAGCUCCUGUCUGACUGGAAGGCCGAGCGGCACUUUGACCUGUACUAUUAUGACGGCCUGGCCAACCAGCAGGAGCAGAUCCGGCUGACCAUCGAUACCACCCAGACCAGCCCCGAGGACAGCCACAAUGACUUUGUCCCUCCCCUGGAGCUCUGCAUCAGAACCAAGUGGAAGGGGGCAUCCGUGGACUGGAACGGCUCAGAGCCCAUCCUGUGACCCUUGGAUGCAUCUAAAGCCUGUGGCUCCACUGCUCAUCACUGGGGUGACUCCUGAGACCUACCUGGGCCUCAGCGGCAAGUCUCUGAGAAGAGCGUCACCCCCACCCAGGCCAGCAUGGCUAUGGAAGCAUACAGGGCCUCUUGCCCCUUCUGUGAAGGGCUGCCCAGGACUGUGAGACAGGACAGUGUGCUGCUGAGUUGCCUCCCAGCUGACUGUGACUGCCAAGGACAGGAAGGAGGCCACCAGUGGCUCCGCUGCCUUUUCACUCCUCUCUGGUUUCCCACUGGGUCACCCCUUGCCAAGGCCUCUGACGAGGGUGGCUCUGGGGACCCUGGUUAUUUCUGGUAAUUGGUUUUCUAUAAAGCAAGUAUCCAGCCCA
Messenger RNA from Marmota flaviventris (yellow-bellied marmot), 2677 nucleotides. It is a transcript of the gene Mindy4, whose product is annotated as MINDY lysine 48 deubiquitinase 4. Gene Ontology annotation, molecular function: K48-linked deubiquitinase activity; cysteine-type deubiquitinase activity. Gene Ontology annotation, biological process: protein K48-linked deubiquitination. The record is from RefSeq and is a predicted model, not a curated record. Lineage: Eukaryota; Metazoa; Chordata; Mammalia; Rodentia; Sciuridae.